AUGCUUCCCAGUAAACCCCCACUAGAUUUAUCUGUGAGUCACACGACUGCACACGACGCCAUCACACUUCAAACUGACAAAUCCGACGGCAUUGGCAUGAGACUUUCUCUCCUUUUGACGUGUCUGAAAAAGUCUAGCACACAGGAAUCACUCGUGCAAGUUAUCCCCUCCGCCGAUACCACCGAGUCCCCGCUACCGAUUAGAGAGCCACUUCCCGGAACGUCGACAACUUCCUUACCUCCCGCUGUGGACAUGCCUUCACCUGUAAUCAAGGUACCGCCUCCAGUCAGCACGUCAAGGCCUGUGACGCUCGAAGAAUGCAAGUCCGGCAUAACCGAGAGACAAGAGAAUGGCUUCCUUCGAAGGUGGCAGCAAUGGAACUACCUUCAUGAUUGCUGGAAACCCUACGAAUACAUCGAACAGACUCCCCGUGUAGCCACCCAGGAGCCUACUCAUUUCUACUUAAACGUUCGACGGAAGACAGAUGAAGAGAAACCAAAACUGGUUUUCAGUGAUUUUAGUCCCAUUUUACUCGCCUGCUUACGCUCCAUCGUGGGGGGUGAAUGCUUGAGCCAAGAUCCACAAGUUCAUAUCGACGAGCUGCUUGUGGAGCUAGAUUCGUUGGACAGUCGCACCGGUGGCGCACGUAAGGCUUUGGAAGAUAACGAAGAUGAUGGCAUCGUACAAAGUGCGAAAGCGCUCGGGCAUGCGCAUGAGGGUCUACAUGACGGCGACGUGCGCACGUACCUUACGGCCGCAGUCCAGCAGCUUGACAUUCUCUUACUCCUGCUUAAAGAAGAAUUCAAAUCAAUAGCUGAACGAUUGAAACAUGCAGUAGUACACGGUCGCAUACCGCUCGAUCUGCUGGAGUUCUACUUCCGGAAGAAUCAGCAGUACUACUACCUCGACGAUAAUGAUGAUUUUGAUGCAUUCCGCUUGAUCUCAACUUUUUACGAUGACUUUGACCAAACAUUCACCCUCAACGGCGAGGGUGCAUUCUGGAACGGAACCAAGUGGGUUACGGUCGAGCGAGGUCGGAUGGUUAAACUAAUUGAGGGGUCGUUGAUCUUGGCUGAUUUUCAAACCUUCGAGAUGACGCCUGAGAUAUGUAAACGACUUACAGAGCGCGGCAGGAAGUACGCCUCACUAGCGGGGUUCCAUUACAAACUUCACAGAGGACGACGGAUCAUAGUUGAUCGCUUAGCCUGGAAUACAUUCGGCUACAACCACACAGAUGAAACUUCGUUCCCAUACCCCCUUCUUCAAGACAGAAGCAAGGCCCGAGACAACGAUAACAUCCCGCCUGUGCCCGAAGAUAAUAUCGCUCUUCUCCCGCGAUUCAUGCCAGGUUUUGAUCUGGAACGCAAGUCGUGGGGCUUCUUUGACGUUGAUGAAGUCGAGCCAAUAAGAUUCAAUGAAAAUGCCUGGAAGCACAUUGUGCUUGACGAAGACUCAAAGGAUGUCAUCGAAGGAGUUGUGGGUGCAUUCGACUUCAGCAAGGAGGCCAUGGCAGAUGAAGAACAAUCGGGCUUGGUUAUACUACUGCAUGGACCAUCAGGGACUGGCAAAACGGCGACCGUUGAAGCUAUAGCGGAACAUUUUAAACGGCCGUUGCACUCUCUCGCAGUAUGUUCCCUUCCGUUGGAUACGACCUCACUUGUGGACACGUUGACAUCCCGUCUGGAUAUAGCAAGGUCAUGGAAUGCCAUAAUAUUGAUUGAAGCUGGGGAUAUUCUCAUGCAGACUCAGAGGCACGAGCCAAUAAUGGAGGAACACCAUCGCAUCUCGGCGAUACUCGACUUCUUUGAGCGGCAUCGGUGCAUUGUAUUUGUUACUGCGAGAACUACAUGUACUGCUUACAUGUCGCAUUUUGCUAUCACUAUCCAGUAUCCUGAAUUAGAUGGCGAUUCCCGCCAAACUAUGUGGUCCAGUAUGCUCACAGAGGAAGCAGACAAUAUAUCUCGUCGAGACAUCGAGGAGCUGUCCAGAGUUGCAGUCAACGGUAAGUAA
Messenger RNA from Suillus plorans, 2010 nucleotides. RefSeq lists its product as uncharacterized. The coding region runs from base 1 to 2010 and encodes 669 amino acids. The transcript is spliced from 21 exons. Gene Ontology annotation, molecular function: ATP binding; ATP hydrolysis activity. NCBI's taxonomy places the organism in Eukaryota, Fungi, Basidiomycota, Agaricomycetes, Boletales, Suillaceae. The record is from RefSeq and is a predicted model, not a curated record.